Messenger RNA from Pelobates cultripes (western spadefoot toad), 2723 nucleotides. The record is from the annotation of a GenBank genome assembly. Lineage: Eukaryota; Metazoa; Chordata; Amphibia; Anura; Pelobatidae.
GCUGGUGGUAUACACCCAAGAAUUCCUGUUGAUGAGGUUUCUGCUGGCCCAAGUGCUCCUUCAAGCAGGCCGGUUGUGUCCGUCGAAGAUGAGGUGAGCCCACAAGCAGAAGAACAGGUGAUUGAGGAGGAGCUGGUGUCAGAAUGCAGAGAACAAGCGCAGAUAAAUGACCCAGAUGUUUUUGAAGACCUUCCUGAAUUAGAAUGUAUCACAUCUGAAGACAUGUCAGGAAGCGUUAUAAAUGAUCCAUCAGAAAUAUCUUUUAGUCUUCCUCCUGCAUGCUCCAUAGCAGAAAAAAUUAAUUUUGUUGAAAAACACCCUUUUCAGCCAACCAGGACUGAAUGCGCAGAUCUUCCUUUUCAAGAAGCAGACUUUUAUUACCGCAAAAAGUCUAAUGGGGAUCGUAUUAAGCGUACAUGGCUGAGUUGCAAGAUAAAGGAUCGAAAGUUAGAAGCAUUUUUUUGCAGCAUAUGCAUUGCCUUUUCUAAUUCCUCUUCCUCGUUCACUAGUGGUUGUUCUAAUUUUCGCCAUUGCUAUCAGGCAGCAAAUAAGCACGAAUCUUCAAAAAGUCAUUCUGAUGCUGUUAGUGCUUAUUUUACCAUGAAAACGAAUAGAAGCAUUGACACGUUAUUAAAUCAGGCUCAAGUCUCCAGAAGAAAGAAGGAGAUACUACAAAAUAUUGAGGUAUUAAACCGUAUAUUUAAUAUUGUAAAACUCCUCGGAAAACAGGGAUUGCCAUUUCGUGCCCAUGGCACUAAUGAAUCGCUGUACAAUUUAAAUAACAUUGAAAUAAACCACGGGAACUUUCUGGAAAUUGUCCUACUUCUAUCACAGUAUGAUAUUCCUCUUAAAAAUCACCUUGAUAAAUGUGUUCAGGACAGUGAAAAAAGAAAACAGCGAUUGAAAGACAGAAAAACAUCAGGAAAACAUUCAACUGGACGUGGAUCUCUUGUGACAUUUUUGUCCAAUAAUACAAUAAAGAAAGUAUUUGCAGCAAUAGUUCGAAGCAUGAAAAACUUAAUUGUGUCUGAAAUCGGAGAGAAACGAUUCAGUAUACAGGUUGACUCCACACAAGAUGUUGGAAUUGUAGAUCAAGCAACAGUAGUUGUGAGAUAUGUGCAAGAUGAAGCCAUUAAAGAACGGCUUGUGGCGAUUCUCCCUGUUAAAGACGCUACAGGAAAAGGAUUUCACGAACUUCUAAUGUACUGUUUUGAUAUGCUUGGAUUAGAUUUCCAAAGAAUUGCUGGUGAAUCAUUUGAUGGUGCAGCAAAUAUGAGGAGUGCGUAUGUGGGACUACGUGCACAGAUUGCAAAGGUAGUGCCAGAUGCGGUUUAUAUUUGGUGCUAUAGUCAUAUCCUUAACCUGUGUGUCUCAGAUUGCUGUCAAGUAUUGGAAGCCAAAAUUUUUUUGGUCUCCUAAAUCGCUUGGCAACCUUUAUUGGAGACUCACACAAAAGAAUGAAUAUCUGGAAAGACCAACUGGAUAGAAGACAUGGACAGGAAAAACUUUUAAAGUUACAAAAAAUUGGAGAGACAAGAUGGUGGGCAAAAGAAAAAGCCCUUAACUGGAUUUUUGGUGAAAAACAUUCUCUUUAUUUUGACACCCUUGAAGUUUUAUAUGUAAUUUCCCAGAGUAACUUGUUUGAAUCAAAAACCACUUCUGAGGCCUCAUCCCUUUUUCACAAUCUUUGUCAGUUUAGGAUUAUCCUAACAGCAAACAUAUUUUUACAGGUUUUUGAUGUUAUAGGGCCAGUGUCAAAGUAUCUACAAACCAGUGGCCUUGACUUCAAGGUAGCAUGGCAAAUGGUCGAACGUGCAGUGGAGCAACUGAAGAAAAUUGAUUUCAACAAUCUAAAACAAAAGGCUGAACACUUUGCAAUAAAAACAAACGAGUUAAUGGAUGAAAGUGAUGUUCUCAACUCCUUGGAAGUCGAGACUAUGCUUCCAGUUCGAAGAGUGGCACGAAAGAAACGCUUGGCUGGAGAAUCUUCACAUGAUGAACGGCCUGAAGAUGAAAUGCAAUGUUUUCGAGCUAGUGUGUUCAGACCAAUUCUGGACCAAAUCAUACAAAGCAUGACGGAGAGAUUUUCAGAAAAUAAGCAAUUGGUCAUGGAUUCCCACUACUUGGAUCCUCGCACUUUUCAGAAAAUUAGGACAGAUCCCAAAGUGCUAGAUGGAGGGGCACUAGAGAGAAUUUCUAAGUUAGCCAAAGUAAAUGAAUGUUCUCUCAAAACUGAAUUAAUAAGUUUUGCCAACUUAUUUCCAAGUCUUACAGGAUGUCUUUCUGAAGAUGAGACACAGAAAGUGGAAAUAAUUAUUGAUGAGGAGGAGGAGGAAGAGGAGGAGGAGAUUGACUGGAUUCCACCUACUGACAAACUAGUUGAGGUACAAAAGGAAUCAAAGUGUGGUUCUUGCAAGCAGUGCUUUCUUUGCUGCCACAGGUUGUUGAUAAAAUACAACCUUUAUUCUGCAGCUUAUGAAAAUCUUUCUAUCACCUAUGAGUACCUGUUGACCCUUUCUUUUACACAAGUGUCAUGUGAGAGAGCAUUCAACAAGCUUAAACUCAUCAAGACCCGACUGCGAGCCACAAUGGGACAAGAACUGCUUGAUGCUCUAAUGCUCAUGUCAGUGGAGAGAGAUCUUCUGGAACAGGUUCAGUUUCCAGAUGUAUUGGAAAUUAUUCGUCAAAGUUCUACCUUGAUGAGGUCUUUGCUAACCGUUUGA